Enterobius vermicularis (human pinworm) is the source of this 1455-nucleotide messenger RNA. Lineage: Eukaryota; Metazoa; Nematoda; Chromadorea; Rhabditida; Oxyuridae. The record is from the annotation of a GenBank genome assembly.
AUGAUCGUUUGCAAAAAACACCUUAGUUGCAUUGUUUUUUGUUGUAUUGGUUUUGCCAGGGCAAGCAGUGAUGAAAAUCGUCUGUAUACUGAUCUACUCACAAACUACAACCAUUUGGAGAGACCUGUCAAUAACGCUAGUCAUGCGUUGUUGGUGAAGAUGAAGUUGUAUCUGCAAGCUAUUGUUGACGUAGACGAAAAAAACCAAGUUGUUCAAAUCAAUGCUUGGCAAAAAUAUAUUUGGGAGGACUAUAAACUAAAGUGGGACCCGGGUGAGUAUGGAGGGAUCAAGGUUGUACGAUUUCCAGGGACUGCUGAUCAUAUUUGGCGACCAGAUAUUUUGCUCUACAACAGCGCCGACGAAAACUUCGAUUCGACAUUUAAAAGUAACAUCGUUGCCUAUCACACCGGAGAAGUUCAAUGGAUCCCACCUGGUUUACUAAAGUUCAGCUGUAAAAUGGAUAUUACUUGGUUCCCAUUCGAUGAUCAGGCCUGCGUUUUGAAAGUAAUUGGUCGUUCAGAUAAAAUAUCUACUUUUAUUUUCUCAGAAGUUGUUAGCUCAUAUUUGCAGUUUGGCUCCUGGACAUAUUAUGGGUCUGAUCUUGAUCUCGUUAUUGACAAAGAGGGCACCAAUGAAACUCAUACAAUGGACUUAAGCGACUAUGUGGAAAAUGGCGAAUGGAACCUUUUGGCAACACCAGCGUAUCGUGAGGUCAAGCACUACAAAUGCUGUCCGGAGCCUUACAUUAGUCUGCUGUUUACUAUGCACCUCCGCCGUAGAACGCUUUAUUAUGGUUUUAAUUUGAUAAUUCCAAGUUUACUGAUCUCAUUAAUGACUGUUCUCGGCUUUACGCUACCACCUGAUGCAGGUGAAAAAAUCACACUUGAAAUAACAAUUCUGUUAUCAGUGUGUUUCUUCUUGAGCAUGGUAGCUGACAUGACCCCGCCAACUAGCGAAGCAAUCCCUUUGCUCGGAGCAUUUUUUUCUUGCUGCAUGCUGGUUGUCUCGACAUCUGUUGUCUUCACAAUAGUGGUUUUGAAUCUCCACUUUAGAAAUCCGGAAACACACGUUAUGACUCCGCUCGUCAGAAAGAUAUUACUGGAGUGGUUACCAUGGCUGUUGAUGAUGUCAAGGCCAGGAGUAACAUACAGAAGAGGAAAAAGCUUAGAACUUACAUUUUCGCAGUCAAAACCGGAAGAACCUGAACCAGUCGAUACGACCACUUUCUCAGAAGAAAAUGCAAGCGAACUGCAAAUUAUCCUGUUACAUCGAGUCUACAGUGAGCUGAAGGAGAUAACUCAAAGGAUGAAGGAUGAAGAAGAGGCUGAAAAGCUGCAAAACGACUGGAAAUUUGCUGCGGUUGUUGUAGACAGAGCUUGCCUCGUUUGCUUCUCUGUAUUUAUAACAUUAUCUGCUUGUGGCAUUAUACUUAGUGCUCCACAUUUGACGGCAUGA